This is a messenger RNA of Caenorhabditis remanei, 432 nucleotides long. RefSeq lists its product as uncharacterized. The transcript has a single exon. Lineage: Eukaryota; Metazoa; Nematoda; Chromadorea; Rhabditida; Rhabditidae. Bases 1 to 432 code for a protein of 143 amino acids. The record is from RefSeq and is a predicted model, not a curated record.
AUGUACGCGCUAGCAAUACCUCUAAUGCUCUUUGGCACAGGUGCAGAUGUUCAAGACUCGUAUUCCUUGGUUAUGAAGGGUCAGGACAUCAACUUAUUCUAUAAAUAUGGCCAACUCCCGGUUAUAACUCUUGUCAUAGUGUUUUGUUAUGUAAAACUCAACCGCGAAUUCUCUAAGAUCACUACAUCCGAGAAGACUAGGAAGUUGCAACAGAAGUUGUCAACAAGUGUCAUGUUGCAAAUAGUUAUUCUUGGAAUUGUUUCUUUUAUUGUUAAUUUUAUACCAUGGCUAUUCAAGAAGUACGGGGACCCGUCUUACUACAAUCAGCACAUUGUGAUGUAUAUUAUUGUGUCUUUGGUGAUUACUGAGUGGUACCUGCUGAUAUCUGCAAUUCUUAUAGCAUGGUCGAUCACUGGAUUUUUUCAUAACUAA